Messenger RNA from Marmota monax (woodchuck), 2879 nucleotides. RefSeq names its product ubiquinol-cytochrome-c reductase complex assembly factor 1. Gene Ontology annotation, biological process: mitochondrial respiratory chain complex III assembly. The transcript has 10 exons. NCBI's taxonomy places the organism in Eukaryota, Metazoa, Chordata, Mammalia, Rodentia, Sciuridae. Bases 128 to 1027 code for a protein of 299 amino acids. The record is from RefSeq and is a predicted model, not a curated record. Gene Ontology annotation, cellular component: mitochondrion.
UGUGCGCCUGCGCCGCGGCUGCCUGUCUCCCUCCCGUAAGAAAAAAAAACCCUGAACGUAGUGAAGUGGUGGUGGCAGCGGGGAUUCCGGAAGGCCACCCUUCACCCGGAAAUGGUUGUUGAGGAACAUGGCGUUGCUGGUGCGAGUCCUUAGGAACCAGACUAGCAUCUCCCAGUGGAUUCCAGUAUGCAGCCGAUUGCUACCAGUGUCUCCUACCCAAGGACAGUGGAGCCGGGCUCUGUCUGGCACUUCCCAGUUGCCCCAGAUGAGCCAAUCCAGAACCUGUGGUGGGUCAGAACAGAUUCCUGGAACAGAUGUGCAGCAAAGUAGGAAUUAUCACACCACAAAUAAGCUUUCUGCUACCAAGGAUUCCCUACAGCCUGUUGAAGAGAAGGUUGGUGCUUUCACGAAGAUAAUAGAAGCCAUGGGAUUCACAGGACCAUUGAAAUACAGUAAAUGGAAAAUUAAGAUUGCAGCCCUGCGCAUGUAUACUAGCUGUGUGGAGAAAACUGACUUCGAGGAAUUCUUUCUAAGGUGCCAGAUGCCUGAUACUUUCAAUUCAUGGUUUCUUAUAACCCUACUUCAUGUUUGGAUGUGUCUAGUCCGAAUGAAGCAGGAAGGCCGGAGUGGGAAAUAUAUGUGUCGUAUCAUAGUUCAUUUUAUGUGGGAAGAUGUUGAGCAGCGUGGCAGAGUCAUGGGGGUUAAUUCUUAUGUCCUGAAGAAGAACAUGAUCCUCAUGACAAAUAAUUUCUAUGCAGCAAUCUUGGGAUACGAUGAGGGGAUCCUUUCAGAUGAUCAUGGGUUGGCUGCUGCCCUCUGGAGAACCUUCUUCAACCAGAAAUGUGAAGACCCCAGACAACUUGAAUUGCUGGUGGAAUAUGUGAGGAAACAGAUGCAGUACCUGGACUCCAUGAACGGUGAGGAUCUGCUUCUGACAGGGGAGGUGAACUGGCGCCCUCUGGUGGAGAAGAAUCCACAGAGCAUCCUGAAGCCCCAUGCUCCCACUUAUAAUGAUGAGGGUCUUUGAGAGGCUGGUCCCUCCAGACAGGUGGCCAGCUGGCUUUGAGGAACCUCAGCAAGAGAAGUGCCUGUUUGGCUCAGGAUCCUGCAGAAAGUGGCCUGAACUGACCUUUGAACAGCAGCUGUCAAAUACCUGGCCCCAUUUAUGUUGUUUCCUCUUAGUGUGCCCUGGAGUCUGAUCUGCUUGGGGGUAAUAGUACAGGGAAAACCCCUAGCUCUUCUGACACAUCCUCAAGAGGAUCCCCAAGAAAGAGCACCCUGAAGCACAUACUCCCCAAGUCCUUCCAGCACCACUUGUGACUGACAGCUCUUCCUAGAGGCUUACCAAGGGCUGGGGUAGGUUAGAAAGGAGAUACCUCUAUCAAGGGCUUGCUGUAGCCUAGGAGCAGUUUGCAGUGCUGCCGGGCCAAGACAGGUAGCCAUACUCUGUCCCCCAGCUUUGAGACAUAGGGUUGAGUUGGCCAUUAAAAGAAACAGAGACUUAUCUCUGCCAUGGUUUUUAUUUAUUCCAGGAUCUUUUAGGAACUUCUGUGAGGUGAUGGAUGCCAUAGGCUAAGGAGCACUGCCCAACUCAGUUAAAGACAGAGAGAGAGGGGAGAGGUCAGAUAGUCUCUGCUGCCGCCGAUGCCUCUGGUUCUCAGAGAUGUGUCACUCUGGCCAACACACAGUCUGCGAGGCCAUCCUCUGGUAGCCAGGAGAGGUCUAAUGGCCAAGGGGACUUGUGGCAUCCUAAGUCAUUUAAAGAGGCCUCAAGAACAAAGGUCCCUUUGUUAACCCCCAGUGAACAGAGUGAAAAAUAUGCUGUCUUUCCUCUCUUGGGCCUCCCCUUUUAUGAGAUAUGGGGACAAAAAGAACAUUCUUCCUGGCCUCAUUGUACCUUCCCUCGACCCAGUCCCAUGCCCAGCUCUCUUUCCUUUUCCAACCCUGGAAAAUGUGCUGCAGAGCCACCUUGUCUGAGCACUGGAGUACCAGUUCCCCUCCUCCCUUGGAGUGUGGAUCAUUUUUGGGGGGAUUUUCUUAAAUUGAAGAAAGGGGGCGGGGAACCAUCUUGCCCCUCCUUCCCCCAUCAAAAGUCCUUCACUGAACUUGCUAUAAAAUGAGUCAUAUAAAGAAACUCUAUACGGGUGAGGUAUAUCCCACUUCUGUGAAAACAUUACAAAUCAAACCGCCUUCUCUUGGUUUAUUUAAGAUGCUUUUGUUGCAAGCGGAGCUCCAGAGUGAAGCCUCCUCUGUGUGUGUGAGAUAAUAACACCUUGUAACUCAUUACAGCUGGGCACUAUUUACAUAAACCAGAGCUGAGCCAGGCAGGAAUUUGCUGAUUAAUUUAUUUUUAAUGGAGUGAAGUAUACCAUGCACCAAAAUAAACUUUACUGUGUGUACCUAACUGCUCCUGGAAUGGAUGGAAAAAUUAAUGGAACAGAUUUUGGCUCCCAGCUCUGCACAUUAAUUCAUAUAUAAAAGUUAUUUGAGCAUUAACCCAUUUGCUGCCCAGAAGCUCCCUAACCACAGAUCCCAGCUCACAUCAGUUUAGCUACUUACUGGGCUUCCUUUAGAAUUCCAGCACCUCAGCUUGGGAAGGAACUUUAAAGGUCACUUGGGUCAGCCCUGGUCCAGAACUUGAUUGCCCUUCAUAACAUCCUGGUUGGACUAUGUUCUUGCAAGUUCUAGCUGAAUCUCUCCAGCAGCAAAUAGAUGGUCCUUGCUUGCAGAGCCUGUAUCCACAGGAUUCAGUAAUCAUCAGACACAGCAACUCGUGACAUUUCAAGCAAUGUUUGAAAGAGCCAGAUUGGAUCUGUCAUGUCUCUGAUGUCCUGAUGCCAACCUGUUUCCCCUUCAAGAUAAAAAGCCAAUGACUUAGA